CAAACAUAUGCGUGCCUGUUUAAGAAGUUUAAAAUUUCUUUCGUGGAUAAGUAUCCGGGCAUUUAUCGAAUUUGACUUAAAUAAGGAAUUGAUACUACAGUCGUAUAAGUAACGAAACGUCUCUCAUUAAAUAACAGAAAUUCUUUUUUGAUGGAAAUGAUAAAAAGCAAGUACAUUAUUACUCAACGGAAUGUGCCAAACAAGUUGAGAAUUAUCAAAAACGCAGUUCUACUCUCUGUUAGCUUUGUAUUUCUCUUUACUGCGUAUAAUGGCAUCAGCGUGCUUCAGAGUACCAUGAAUCAAGAAGAACUCAUUGGAAUCACCUCACAAGCUAUUAUUUAUGCUUGUUCUUGCAUAUCGUGUCUUUCGUUGCCAAAAUAUUUUAUUAGAAAAUGUGGAAUUAAAUUCAUAAUAUUAAUAUGCAUGUUUAUGUACAUGGCAUACAUUGCAGCAAACUUCUAUCCUUACUGGAUCACAAUGAUCCCUUCAGCUGUAUUAGUAGGACUGAGUGGAGGCUUGCUUUGGUCUUCUUUCAGCACGUAUUUUAAUAAGUCUUCCUAUUUAUACAGUUUGUGUUUUUAUGACACUGUACCAAAAUUUACUGGGGAAACCUUCAUCAGUACUUUUGAUAAUCUAAACCAGAUAGCUACCAUAUCAGAAAGCAUUAACUGUUCGAAAUAUGCUAAUCUUGAUGAAAUUAGUGAAUAUAAUUCAGGUACCGCAAAUGAUCUUGGAAUAGAGCAACUGGGUGAUAAUCAGAAAUCAAAAGUAUUUGCUACAAAAGAAUCUAUGAAUUGUAAAUGCCCUUUGGUAAAAGCUUUAUCAAGCAAUACAGAAAGUAUUCAGUCUGAUAUAUCUAGCGCCAGAUGUAACCUACCGAAACUUCUUGAUGUUUCAGACCUCCCGGCUGACAAAAGACUGACAUCUCGUCAGAAAUUACCAUCCGAAAACGAAGCCUAUAAUCACGGUGAUAAUAGAACUGAAAACAUAACAAAAACCAACGUUUUGGAAUCAAUAACUUCUCGGUUUUUCGGUUUUCAUGGACUAUCAUAUCAGUCAACACAUAUUUGGGGCAAUCUCGUAUCAUACUACGUAUUGAAACCGAGAACAGAUAUUAGGAAUGCCACCUCCAGUCCAAUCUUCAUGUGCGGUGCUUUUGUUUGCAACCUCGAAUCAGAUUCAAUGAUUAAAAAUCUUGUAGAACCAAAUAGCGAAACGAGGUAUGUCAUUACUGGCAUAUAUGUGGUUCUUGUGUUUACUGCUAUCUUUAUUGUGCUGCUGUUUGUAGAUCGUCUCGAAACCAGUAAGGAAUCCGAACCAUUCUCAUUGUCAAUGCUCAUGGCAACAUGUAGAUUUCUAAAAACUAAAGAACAUUUUUUCCUGAUACCCAUAGUUUUUUACAUAGGAAUAGAACAAGCGUUUUACAUUGCGGAUUACACAAAGUCAUAUAUUAGUUGCGCUACUGGGGCCCACAACAUUGGGCUGGUGACAGUUUGUUAUGGAUGUGCAUCUACUUUUUCUUCAUCACUUUCUGGCUGGCUUGUGAAGCAUGCUGGGAGGAUACCCGUCAUACUCAUGGCAGCUAUUGUCAAUUUUGCAGCAAACAUUCUUCUUCUUCUAUGGCAUCCCAGCGCAUUACAUCCUGAAAUCUUCUUUAUUGUAGCUGCAAUGUGGGGAACUAUGACUGGGAUUUUGUGGUCUCAAAUGCAUGCCUUUUAUGGAAUUCUCUUUAAGAAAGAAGAAGAAGCAGCAUUUGCAAGUUUUCUCCUCUGCGUUUCACUUGGCUACUCUUUAUUUUUCUUUUUCAGUAAUUAUGUAUGCAUUUCUUUCAAAAUUUACAUCUUGCUGUCAGUGUCUUCACUGGGAGUUCUGGGCUAUCUGAAAGCAGAAUCCAUGUAUUCACAGAAGAAGGAAGAAUUAGAAGAUUGAAUGCUAUCUCAUAAAUAUUUUUUUAGAAUAUCAUAAAGAAUUCAUUUUGAAUAAGACUAAAGUGGUAGUAAACUUUUGCUUGUUCAAAACUUGAAAAUAAAGCAUUAUUUAUGUGACAUUUUCUACCUUAAAGUAUUAAUAUAAAAAUUAUGGAGGUUAGAAAAUAAAGAGAACUAGAAUAUAAAUUUUUGCCCAAAUAUGAAACAUGAGACUAGAAUAUCAUAAAACUAAAAUUUUACUUGCCGUUAAUUCAAAAUUAAAAAAUUAGAAGAUUUUGAGAUAUAAGCCACAAGGUCACUCUUUUUCAGGAACAGAAGAUUAAUUUUCUGUUGUUAUUUGAAUUUCAGGUAAAUUUAUGACACUAUAAUUUAAGGCAAGAAAAACUAAUGUAACGCAUAAUGGUAGUGUUUUCUUAUUUUAAAAUAUUUUUUCUACAUUUUAUAAUGUUAACUAUUUUUAGACUACGGGAAUUGAGGUUAUAAUGGGGUUUUCAUAUUCAGAGUCUGAAUUUUAAAGCAAUAAAAAAUAAUCACAAAGAAAAAAGUAUCUAUAACAGGCGUUAAACACACGAUCUUGUCACCCACCUCACAUCGCCGUUUGGUAAAAUUACAAGUCCAUGGAACUUCCAUUAAACAGCCAUUUUAUUAAAAACA
This is a messenger RNA of Stegodyphus dumicola, 2582 nucleotides long. RefSeq names its product N-acetylglucosamine transporter UNC93A-like. Gene Ontology annotation, molecular function: potassium channel regulator activity. Gene Ontology annotation, cellular component: plasma membrane; striated muscle dense body. NCBI's taxonomy places the organism in Eukaryota, Metazoa, Arthropoda, Arachnida, Araneae, Eresidae. The record is from RefSeq and is a predicted model, not a curated record. Gene Ontology annotation, biological process: regulation of muscle contraction; regulation of potassium ion transport.